Asterias rubens (European starfish) is the source of this 1534-nucleotide messenger RNA. Its product is annotated as eukaryotic translation initiation factor 3 subunit J-like. Bases 6 to 734 code for a protein of 242 amino acids. The record is from RefSeq and is a predicted model, not a curated record. The transcript has 8 exons. Gene Ontology annotation, cellular component: eukaryotic translation initiation factor 3 complex; cytoplasm. Gene Ontology annotation, molecular function: translation initiation factor activity. NCBI's taxonomy places the organism in Eukaryota, Metazoa, Echinodermata, Asteroidea, Forcipulatida, Asteriidae.
CCAAAAUGGCGGACUGGGAAUCUGAAGAUUUUGACCCUGAUCAAGGCUUUAAUAAGCCAGCCGCGACGGACAGAUGGGACGGCGAGGAUGAGGAACCGGAUGUCAAGGAUACAUGGGAAGAUUCUGACAGUGAAAAGAAAGAAGCACCCCCAGGGACAGAAACAACAGCCAAGGCUACUCAAGUAAAGAAAAAGAAGUCUCUUGAAGCGACGCUGAAAGCAAAAGAAGAGAAGAGGAAAAAAGAACUAGAAAAGAGGAGAUUGCAGGCAGAGCAAGAAAAAUUAAGUCCAGAGGAACAGAUAGCUGAGAAAUUAAGACAGCAGAAACUACAAGAAGAAUCAGAUUUACAGCUUGCAAGAGAAACAUUCGGUGUUAGCACUGAUGACAACAGCUCAAGGCUAGACUCUUUAAAUCCCACAACGGAAGAAGAAUUCCAAGAAUUAGGAAAACUCCUUCAAGAGAAAUUGCAACCCCUGGAGAAAUCACCGCACUAUGUUGACAUGCUGGACGCGUUGUUUCAGGCCUGCAGUUUAAGUUUGGAAGCAGAUCAAGUGAAAAGACUAGGUACAAGUCUAACGGCAAUAGCAAAUGAGAAGGCGAAGGCUCAAAAGAAUGUCAAAGCCAAGAAGAAGAGUAAAAAGGCUGUCUUAGCCGGCAGCGGCAAGGCUGGCAAAGGACCCGGUAUGGACGAUGAAUACAACACUUAUGGAAAUGAUAUGGAUGACUUCAUGUGACCCACUGGCCGAUCAUGCAGCUUAAGGCAAUUAUAGAUAUGUAAAGUUAUUACCUCUCUUAGAUUUUUUCUUUGUUUUUCUCAAGAAAUAUAAUGGAUUUGGUUGUAUUUAACUCUGCUUAGUGUUGAUUUUUUAAAUGAAGGUAUGGUAUGUCAUUGAUUUGGAAAAUGACCACCCUUUAUGUCCGGUAUACCACCACGUUGCCAACCGGGGGAAAAUUCAAGAAAUUUCAAAGCUUCAAACUCAUUUUGUUGUGAAAUUUUCGUUGAAUUAGGGAGUCACAUGUACAGCGUUGGUAAGAUUGAAAAUAUGAAUUUCACAGAUUUGCACAUACAUGGUGGUCAUGUUGGGAAAAUCCCAUUGAAAUAUUUGUGCUUGGAAUGCUUUAGUUUGUUGAGAAAUUUGUAAAGCAUUUAGUUUGGAUCUUGGUAGUUGAAAACUUGAUGAAUGACAGUGAAACAAUUAUAUGGUUCCUUUCAGUGUUUUCUGGUUGCUUGAACAUCCACAUUUCAUGUAUAUGUUGGUCGCAUGAUGUUUGCAGAAUGGUCAGCAAUCCUUAACAGUGGUCUGAGGACCAGUUGAAAUUCUCGUCAACUGGUCUGGGUGACUAGUGAAGUGUUCAAAAGUAUCCAUAUUUAAUAUGAAAUUCGGUCCUGCUGGCUCGUCACUGAAAAGGUUAAGGACAAAUCCUGCUGGUCCCUCUUGACAAUGUUGGCCACAGGCUUUACAGGCAGUGGACACUUUUGGUAAUUACUCAAAAUAAUUAUUGACAUGAAACCUUUCUUGGUGAUGAGUAAUGG